Messenger RNA from Anopheles darlingi, 921 nucleotides. Its product is annotated as brachyurin-like. The record is from RefSeq and is a predicted model, not a curated record. NCBI's taxonomy places the organism in Eukaryota, Metazoa, Arthropoda, Insecta, Diptera, Culicidae. The transcript has a single exon. Bases 10 to 921 code for a protein of 303 amino acids. Gene Ontology annotation, biological process: proteolysis. Gene Ontology annotation, molecular function: serine-type endopeptidase activity.
GUUCAGACAAUGAAGUCCAUCAGUGUGGUAGCGUUGCUGUCGUUGGCCGCUUUCGCCGGUGCCGAGUGGAUCGACAUCGAUUGGUCGCAGGUGAAGCCGAUCGAGGAGUUCGAUCACUACUGGAGCCGCCUGCCGGCUGAGCUUCAGAUUCUGCGCCAUGCCGAACCCUCACGUCGUAUUGUUAACGGUGAAGAGGCCACCCCUGGGCAGUUCCCGUACCAGAUUGCACUGCUUAGUAACUUCGCGGCUGGCGGGGGUCUGUGUGGUGGAAGCAUCCUCACGACCACCUACAUCCUAACGGCGGCUCACUGUGUCGUCGAUGAUAAUGGUGUGUUGGCCAGCUCGGGUACGGCGAUCUUGGGAGCUCACAAUCGCAUUAUCGAGGAAGAGACCCAACAGCGUAUCGGCUUCAGCCAGUCCGGUGUGUUUGUGCAUCCGAGCUACAACCCGACGCUGAUCCGUAACGACAUCGCCACGGUGCGUCUUGAUUCUCCGGCCGUCUUCAAUGAGCGCGUGCAGCCGAUCGAUCUGCCAGCCACCUCCGAUAGCCGCACGUUCGCCGGACUUAUCGGAACUGCAUCCGGGUUUGGUCGUACCUCCGAUGCACUCCCUGGUGCCUCCAACGUCGUCAUGUUCACGCGCAAUCCGGUCAUGACGAAUGCUGCUUGUCAGAGCUCCUGGAAUAUCAUCCUGGUGUCGGACCAAAAUGUCUGCCUGGACGCUGAUGGUGGACGUUCCGUGUGCAACGGUGACUCUGGUGGUCCACUGACCGUUGAGGACGGUGGCCGCAGUCUAGAGGUCGGUAUUGCCUCGUUCGUGUCGGCUCAGGGCUGUGCCUCCGGUAUUCCAUCCGUCUGGGUGCGCGUCUCCUUCUAUCGGGACUUUAUCGCGCAGAACUCGAACUACGUGUUCCGUGCUUAA